AUGGGAGAAAGGGGAGGAAAGAAGACCAGUGGAGAAGCACGGGGGACAACUACAAUCCCAGCACCGACAACAGCAAGAAAGGCUUGGGAGAAGAGAGGAGAAACAGAUGAGGAAUACGAGGAGGUACCUCUGGAAGACACGGGGGGCGAGCCAUGUGAAAAACCAUCGGUCGCCGGCCCGCAAAGCCGCACCGGCACUACCUCAACAACCACGAAUUGGAGCAUGGUGGAGAUUGCAAACACAACCAAUGCGAAGCUCGUCUCCGACCACUGGCCCGCUCACUACAACAUCCCCGACUACUUCACCGACAUCUACUACCACCCCAACCAUCAUAGGAAGGGGGACACAACCAGGGUGCAGCCAACCUUCGAUGAUACAGCACGUGCGCACAUACCCAGCAGGAGCGCUGCCACCGCCAAAGAGAAUCAAGAAGGAGGAAUGGGAGGAGGAUUCGGAGGAAAGAUGGGAGGCUACAAAGUCUACAAAGCCAACGAGGACCCCAAAGCCCAAGACGCUGUACGGAGAAGAACGAGGACCACUACAUGA
This is a messenger RNA of Symbiodinium natans, 546 nucleotides long. The record is from the annotation of a GenBank genome assembly. Lineage: Eukaryota; Dinophyceae; Suessiales; Symbiodiniaceae.